AUGAAGUUCUCCAUCUUCGCCGCUGCAACCCUCCUCCUCGCUGGCGUCCAAGCCGCGCCUGUCAGCGAAAACCCAGCUUCUGUCCUGGAAAAGCGUACCACUCUCUGCGGUACUUCCACCUUCGUCGAUGAGUCCUCGUCUGGCUCACCCAAAGCGGCCAACUGCAAGAAGAUCGCGACCAACAUUGCCAGCGGAGGCACCUGGACCUUUGAAGGCUGGGGCGUCCAGCACCGACUUGUCCAAUAUGGCGACUGUGCCUUUGGUGUCACCUCCCCCUCUGAUGAGUGGACCCAAAUCGGUGCUGCCAAAAUCAUUGAGUUGAUUGACACGUCCAUCGAAAAGUACAAGUGGGAGGAGAAGGUUGGCGCAAAGGGAGUGGUUCACUGUUUGGGUUAUGGCGAGGAUAGCCAUAAGGUUACCUGGGGUCUCUAUAAGAUCUAA
This is a messenger RNA of Penicillium verhagenii, 441 nucleotides long. RefSeq lists its product as uncharacterized. Bases 1 to 441 code for a protein of 146 amino acids. The transcript has a single exon. The record is from RefSeq and is a predicted model, not a curated record. Lineage: Eukaryota; Fungi; Ascomycota; Eurotiomycetes; Eurotiales; Aspergillaceae.